Rubroshorea leprosula is the source of this 1143-nucleotide messenger RNA. Lineage: Eukaryota; Viridiplantae; Streptophyta; Magnoliopsida; Malvales; Dipterocarpaceae. The record is from the annotation of a GenBank genome assembly.
GGAAGAUAAGCUCAAAACUUUCCAGGGAACCCAGACAACUCCAUUUUUUUAAUUCCAACCUCAUUUAAAGAUUAAAACCCCACCUGACCGACAUUCGAAACAAUUUAUUUCUCCCCAAAAUUCCAGUGAUUCUCUUAAUUUAUUAUUUUCCCCCUAUCUUAAGUACCCAGGAGUUUUUAAUGCGUUGAAGGACGCAGGGUGGAAGGAGGAGGGGAUUAAACCGAUUAAUUACAGCAGCGGGUAUGGCGAUAUCUGAUGCUGUGAUUGGGAAUUUGACGACGAUCUAUGUGGCGGUGAUAGCAGGGAUUAAGGCGUAUGGGCUGGUCAGUGGGCGGAACUUCAGUGGUGGAUUUGUGCUGAUUAUUUCUACCGCCGUGGUGGCCGUCGUCAUGAUUGGAACCCUGGCGUGGGAUAUCUUACGUAAAGCCACCUACGCCGUCUCCCGCGAUCACGUUCAUGUCCACAAGAUGUGCAAGGGCGGUAUCUGCUGGCACGGCGUGGCGGUCCGGUCGCCCGCUUCCCAGGUUCGGUUCCGGCUCCCUCAACAUCUUCCUUACGGUUCUCUGUGAAUUAGAUGAAUUGCAGUCCUGAAUUGCCUAAUUUAGUUAUUAAGAGCUGUGAGGUGUUGGUGUUUUUGAUUGAGAGGAAUAAGCUACUGUGUAUAUAAACAAUAAAAUAACGUACAAGUGAGGAAUAUGUUUGUGUAUAAAUAAUUCUCCAUUGUUUUCCUUCUUCUUCUUUUUUUUUUUUUUUUCUACUUUUUGCUGUUGCAAACUUUGUUCGGUCUAAAGUUGUGCUUUGAAUUGAAAAAGGAAAAGAGCAUUUGGAAUUUGGGUUAUUUCCUCCAGCUCCUAUACAGCAGGGGAAUGCAUGGAAUUCUAUGAAUCAAAAUUUUCUGAUUUCUUUUGAGGGGCUUUGAAGGGUGUUGUGGAUUUCAAACAAAACAGGGGAAGUUGUGAGAAUUGAUGAAUAAUUAGAUAAAUGUUGGUUGAGCUGGGAAGUAGAACAGUCUAAAAUAUGGCUCCGUUCGUUAUGUGUUUACAGAAAUUCUUGCACUUUAUUUGACAAUUCCUUCUCUAUUUGGGUUAUACACUUAUACACUCUGUUUCUGGUUUUGGACAUGAAUGAACAAGACGAAGUAUU